GCAGUAUUUGGGACAUUUGCACUGUAACAUUCGCAAACUCCCCGUGUCCAAAGCGGUUCGGUUUGGUUUCGGCCCUUGCGCCGUGUUUUGGCUUCGGCUGGCCGGGCUGGCUGUGGUGGCUGUGGCUUGAAGAAAGCAGAGGGAAAAAUCCAUAAAGCCUCAGAAUCGGGUGCUGGCUUGCGACACCUGGCUAAAGAGUGCGCUUAAAAGUUAGCACUACAUUGAGUAAUGUUCAAGCUAAUUUAAUCAAACUAAAUUUUUACCCUUCCCUUGGUUUUCACAGAUAUUCUUCUCAUAUUUUCUUAAUGCGCUACGACAUUAAUGGCACCCUGGCGGUGGCGAGUCAAAAUUGUUCAAAGAUGGUUGCCCCGUCGCCCGAUGUAGCAGCCGACCCGACCAUCUGACCUCUGUUCAAAUGAAUGGACGUUGUAAAUUUACAGCGUCCGUCCCCUCUUGGGCAGGACAUGUAGCGCAAUGCGAACUCGUAACUUCUUUGUGUCUAGCCUUCCACAAGAGGACAAACUAAGACCAUCGCCUGCUAGGCGAUCAUGCGGUUUCGGUUGCUUUCCAUUCCGCGAACUGCAUGGGGAACAACUCUCAGCAGUCGGCAGUCUGCUUCGCGCAAGUCGCGGACGCUGUACGAUAUCCUCGAAGUGACACCGCAAGCCUCGGCAAACGAGAUCAAGGCCGCCUACUACAGACUUUCCAUGAAGUACCAUCCGGACAAAAACAGAGGCAGCGACACGUCCAACCAACGCUUCCAAGAGAUCACGGUUGCGUACGACACUCUGUCCAGCGAGGCCCUAAGGACAAAAUACGACGAGGAAACGAUUGGCACGCGGUCGCCGCUGCGCCAAUCCAGAGGCCCCACCACCGACUGGCAGCGGCCGGGCAAGAAGCCAAUCAUGAAGGGACGAACGCCGAUCUACAACUUCGACGAGUUCUACCGGCAGCACUACGGCGACGCCGUCAAGUCCUACCAGGAGCGUAAGGCCCAGUACGAAGAAGGUGUGCGCGAGGCCGCUCGGGAAAAACCGGACAGCGUAUUCUACGUUAACGUUAUGCUUCUGUUCAUGGUCUUUUUGAUCGCUUUCGAGGCCUGGCACAACGGACACGACGUUCCUAGUGCGCCACCUCCCGACGGCGGUGCGACAAACACCGGCAAGGACAGGUGAAGGUGCUGCAUGGU
Ixodes scapularis (black-legged tick) is the source of this 1189-nucleotide messenger RNA. RefSeq names its product dnaJ homolog subfamily C member 30, mitochondrial. The transcript has 2 exons. The record is from RefSeq and is a predicted model, not a curated record. Lineage: Eukaryota; Metazoa; Arthropoda; Arachnida; Ixodida; Ixodidae. The coding region runs from base 549 to 1175 and encodes 208 amino acids.